Messenger RNA from Mytilus trossulus (common blue mussel), 7633 nucleotides. RefSeq names its product ankyrin repeat and fibronectin type-III domain-containing protein 1-like. Gene Ontology annotation, cellular component: spindle. Gene Ontology annotation, molecular function: protein binding. Bases 445 to 4188 code for a protein of 1247 amino acids. The record is from RefSeq and is a predicted model, not a curated record. Lineage: Eukaryota; Metazoa; Mollusca; Bivalvia; Mytilida; Mytilidae. Gene Ontology annotation, biological process: signal transduction; regulation of establishment of bipolar cell polarity; establishment of mitotic spindle orientation. The transcript has 26 exons.
GUUAAACGCUAUUGACUUUAAUGUCAACAUUGGAACUUUAAACAGUGUUUCCUAUACUUUAUCUCAUUCCAAUUGAAGACAAAAUUUUCAAAGAUUGGAAUUAAAAAUCAAAUUGCAUUUUAAUUUUGCUGUUUGAUAAAUAUAUUACUUCAAGGACAGUAAUAAGUGGAUGUUUUGUUAAAAAAGUUUAUUCUUAACAAGUGAAAAAUUUUCUUUUUAAAAAGGAGAAGUAUUUCUUUGUUUUAAAUACAAGAAAAAUAAUUGUGGUUUAAAUUACACAGUUGAGUCAUACAUUACAAAAGAAAAUAUAAAGGAAUUGUUCUUUUAUGUUUGGUGUUCAUUAACAACAGAAUAUGGAAUAGUGAAUUCUGAAUUUGGAUUUUAUUUUUUCUGAACUGAGCUAUAAUCAUUAUAAGGCUGUGAAACCUCAAGAUGAAUGGCUGAAUGAUGUCCAGGGUCUCUGACGUGGCAAGGAGCGGCUAUCAGAUGGCGCCACAUCAGUACAGACGUAAUGUAAACAAACAACCAGAAAUCUAUGAUAUAAAUAGUGAUCUACCAGAAAAUAACAGUUAUCCUGCACAUGACAAUGAACCAGAACUGUAUUGUUUUGAAGAUUUUAUCCCCAGUGAUGAACCAGUCCAGUAUUGUAAUGUAGAAUCCAUGCAUCCCAGUGAAAUGACCUGUCUGUCAUGUAUUAACAAUAACAAGCAAAGACAGCUGCACAGAUCUAAGACAUUACCUGUGAUACACUCACCAUACCAGUGUACAGAUGAAGAUGAAUUACCAGGCUGUCAACAUAUGGUGCAGGGAGCCAUGGAUAAUACUCCUAGAUGGUCCAAUAGAAGUCCUGAUAGUUCAGAAUACUCUGGAUCUUGUGGUAGUGAGAGCGGUCGGACGAAGAUGAGGUCCAGGAAAUACCGGGUCAGAAGUUUGAGUCGAGAAAGAAAGUCACAGAGAAGGACAAGAAGAUGCUCAGGCAGCUCAGAUCAAAGCUCUGCCUGGAAUUUCGAAGAUGAUACAGAUUCAACAACUUCCUCAGAAACAAUGACAAGUGUGUCAGAUGAUGUUCCCAAUAUUGGUUCUAGUCAGUUAUACUACACAACACCACCUAAAACAAACAUGGUACGCAAUCAAGAUGACAAAAGUAUUGGAAUUCACAAAGUAACGAGAUGUUUGAGUCAAAAAGAUAGAAUAAAGAAUGAUGUAUUACAAGAACGACAACGAUCAGUUAGUCUGGACUGUGGUGAUGGAAGAACAAUAAAGAUAUUUAUGUCACAGAACAAUGAUACGUCACCAUCCAGAGAUACCCCCUCUGGUCUGUUACCCUCCCCGAGUGCACCAGCUCAACUCAGAAACAUGAAUGGAUACCAGUCCUCUCACCGUGGAUCCAAAAUACUCGUCUCAGCAAAGAAAAGAGGGUCUACAAGCAGUGAUACGGACAUUCUGUCUCCACAUAAAAUGUAUGAGAGACGGAGGUCUGAUAGAGGGAAACUAUCUGGAGAUGCUUCAUCUUUGUUUGAAGUGGUAGAACAACAAGACAUAGACUCUGUCAAGGCUAUUCUGGAAAGUCAUACUGUUAAUGUUAAUAGUUUGAAUGGUGAGAGAUUAACUCCCCUUGAUGUAGCAGUGAUGACCAAUAAUAUUCCAAUGGCUAAAUUACUGCUGAGUUAUGGUGCAAGAGAAAGUCCUAUGUUUUUGAGGAUAGACAGUAGAUCAGCUAAGUUAGAUGAACUGGUAAUGGAUGCAGAGAAACGGGUGGUAGAUUUAUCAGCAGCCAUUCUCAAUGCUUCAGCAAGCAGUGGAUCUCUCUCAACUACGCAACAAAAGGAGAAUGAGAAGCAGUUAAGUCACUGGGAGUUCAGGCACAAAUUAUUAAAAAGAAUGAAAGCAGGAUACGAUCAUGCAAGAAUGCCUGACCCUCCAAGUUAUGUGAGUUUGACAGUGGCCAGUAGUUCCUCUUUACUUGUACGAUUUGAUGAGCCUCUUAAUCAUAAUGGUGCAGUUGUUACUAAAUAUAAAGUGGAAUGGAGUUGUUUUGAAGACUUUAUGCCAUUAGCUGGAGAGAGCAUUGUAGAGAAUAUGAGACAGUUAGAGUACGAGAUUGAAGGUCUGGCGAAGGGUAACAGAUACUAUGUACGAGUGGCAGCAUGGAACAUGAAGGGAUACAGUCCAUAUUCUUCAGCAAAACCUUCAUAUGCUGUGCCAUCAAGUUGGAGAGAUGUAGACGGGAAUGCAAUGUCUCGAACAGAAGGAAAAAAUAAAUUAAUGGACGAAUUAUUCUCCCAAGUGAAACAUUUGAGGCCUCCAGAUGCAUCCGAACUAAAAGAAAAUACCGGUGGUGAUUCCCCUCAACAAAGAAAGAGAAAAAGUAUUAAAAAUCUGUUUACCUCAGCUCCAAAGUUUUAUAAAACAUUAAAACGUGGAGUUUAUUUAGCUUGCCUAUUAUACAAUGGUGACAAAGUUCUGGUGACGGGAGAUGAUCAGUUACCGAUAGUAGAGGUGGAUGAGAAUUUCUCAGGACCAAGUGUCUACAAUGAUUUUCAUUGGCUGAUGAAGGUAUCCUGUACCUGGGAGGAUGUUAAGUCAUUACGACAAGACAUGGAUAAAAAUACUAGUGCUGGAACCAUGCAUUUUAGGAGUAAACUUUUACAGGCAGUCUCUAUUAUGCAGAGCUCUUUAGGUGUACAAGAUAUAGGUCAGUUCCAUUUUAAGCCAUUGAAGGACCCCAAUGGAUGUAUAAUACUAACUACUGUGUGCAAUAUUAAAGAUCCAAAGACUGUUAUCCUGGGGUCAGGGAGGUGGAUCAGCUUUGCCAAAUUAUUACGGAGAUCCUCCGCAGCAUUACAAGAAUUACAAGAUUCUCCUGACAUUUUACACUCAUCUAUAGGCGAGAUGAUUUUAUACCACCAAGUCAGUACUAUCCCUCUAGCCAAAGGACUAUACAUAUGUUAUCUGAAGUUACAAGUAGCUGUUGAUCUCAUACAAGUUCUUGUACCUAAAAAAGCACCAAAUGUUCUUCCUUAUGUCAAAGUCAGAGACUGUCCAAAUGUUUCAAGAGAAGAAUGGGAAUGGCUACAAACAAUAAAUGCAGAUCAGCAUGUGGCGCCACCUACAAGUACUCAAGAACAGUUUCGCAAUCAAAUUAACCAUUCUACAAAUAAGCUGUUUAGCAUGUUAGAAGUUUCAGAGAACAUGGCUGGCAGUCAUAGAUUAUAUGAUCUAGAAGUGAUGGAGUUUAGUAAUGAUGUUACAUUCCUGUUGGUGCUGCCCCCUGUUGAGGAUGUCUGUAUUGUACCAGGUCAACGUGACUUACUUACAGAGAAAAGAGAUUUUAUGUUGCUUCCAGUUCAAGUUUUUGAAAUGAUUCAUAUGUGUACAUACAGACCUGAUUUGAUUGGUCGAUAUGCAAGGUUAUCAGCUGUAUUGGAAAUGGAUGUUAGUCUAGCACAGCAGGCACAACGUGAGGCAUUUUCUGAUGAAGAAGUGAAUGGUACCAGAGACAGAGUGGAUAGAUUAAACAGUUUACAACAAUCUUUAGAUCGUUCCUGGAAAGGCACACGUUGGAUUAUGGAUUUAAUUACAUUUGCAAGAGACAAAUCAUCGCGAGGUGGCAUACCGUGUAGUAUGUUAGACAAUUCCUCUAAUGACGCAUUCUCACCAAAGAUUAACGAUGACAAUGUGUUUGAUAAUAAUAACUCUCAUCCCAGUUGUGGAUCGGCUGGUUGUGAUUCAAAUGAGAUAAGUGUUGGUAAAGACAAUCGAAAAAUUGCUAAAUUUUACGACCCAAAUGAAGAAGUGUCAAAAAAUAACGGGCAUGUGCAAAAAGAAUCUUCACAUUCGUCGUCGGGAAUUUUACAAGUAUAUGUGGCGUAUGAAACAGGACUAUCAAAAGGAACGCGAGUUAGACUGCAUGUGACGGAAAAAACUACAGCACGAGAAGUUGUGACGCUUGUUGUGAAACAGUUAAAUAAAGCAGUGACUUCAAAAGGCAAAUGUGGUCCUAUUUAUGGUGAGGAUGAACUUGAUAAAUUCUGUCUGGUGGCUGUGAUAGGUGCUAGAGAAAGGAUACUGAGAGACGAUUAUCAUCCAUUACAAUUACAAAAUCCAUGGACUAAAGGGAAAUUGUAUGUCAGAAUGAAACGCAAUUUAUUAGCGGCCAUUCAACAGGGUCAUGCAACAGAAGUAUAACAUUGUGUCAUUAUCUCAUUCAUAUUUAAAAGUUAACCAUUGUUCAGUGCUUUCAUAUUUCCAUAUCAUUUAUACUAUACAAGUGUGAUAAAUCGGUGAUAGAACUUUUUUUUGUCUUUUUUUUAUAUGAAUGGUGACUUUAUAUACUGGUACUAAUGUACCUAAUUGACUGUGAUGCAGUAUUUUGUAGUUGAAAGUUGAUGGUCGUAAUUUGUUGAGUUUAAUGAAUAUAAUUAGUGCAGAACAAGGAACUUGAUCAUGUUGAUGUAAGAAAGAAUGUAUUUGUUAUUAUGUAUUACAACUUAAUUUAUUUUGGUUAAUGUUAAGAGUCAAUAUUUAUUAAAGGAAACAAAAUACUCAUUUUAUUGUGAGAGGAAUUUCUUCAUUAUUUAUAUCAUAAUUUAUUAAUUUUAAAAUUUUGGAAAUAAUUUCUUGAAAUAUGAUUGUAACUUUUUUUUAUUUGAAAUUUCAUAACUCGAGACGAUUAUAAUGUUGAAUUUAAAUUUCAUAAUUCGAGACAAUUAUAAUGUUUAAUUUGAAAUUUCGAAAAAUCAAGACGAAAACAUUUGAAAUUCAGAAGUCAAAAAGGAUAAUAAUCUUAAUUUGAAAGUGAAAAUCACAAUAUUUUAUGUAACACAUUUCAAUGUACUGUACAUCAUUUCGUUCAUGUACAUUUGUUUUGCUUAAUUACUCAUAAAACCCUAGUCAAGCCAUAUUACAUAUAGACUUUAACCAAUGUCUAAUAACUAGUCAAGUCACUUUUAACAAAUGACGACGAUUCCAUCCACAUUAUUUUUAAUUUUCAUCUUUAAGUUUUGUAUUGAUUAAUAUUUUCUCAUCAUGGGAUAUGACGUGCAAUCAAAAUACUGUGAAAUUAUGCAAAAUUUGAGUAGUACCAUAGUCACAUUCUAAUCUAAAUUUACAUGUAAUACAUUUUUGGGUGUUAAAUGUGAAUUUGUUUUUAUACGACCGCAAAAUUUGAAAAUUUUUUCGUCGUAUAUUGCUAUCAUGUUGGCGUCGUCGUCGUCCGAAUACUUUUAGUUUUCGCACUCUAACUUUAGUAAAAGUGAAUAGAAAUCUAUGAAAUUUUAACACAAGGUCUAUGACCACAAAAGGAAGGUUGGUAUUGAUUUUGGGAGUUUUGGUCCCAACAUUUUAGGAAUUAGGGGCCAAAAAUGGCCCAAAUAAGCAUUUUCUUGGUUUUCGCACUAUAACUUUAGUUUAUGUCAAUAGAAAUCUAUGAAAUAUUGACACAAGGUUUAUAACCACAAAAGAAAGGUUGGGAUUGAUUUUUGGGAGUUUUGGUUUCAACAGUUUAGGAAUUAGGGGGCAAAAAAGGGCCCAAAUAAGCAUUAUUCUUGGUUUUCGCACAAUAACUUUAGUUUAAGUAAAUAGAAAUCAAUGAAAUUUAAACACAAGGUUUAUAACCACAAAAGAAAGGUUGGGAUUGAUUUUUGGGAGUUUUGGUCCCAACAGUUUAGGAAUAAGGGGCCAAAAAGGGACCCAAAUAAGCAUUUUUCUUGGUUUUCGCACAAUAACGUUAGUAUAAAUAAAUAGAAAUCUAUAAAAAUUUAAACACAAGGUUUAUGACCAUAAAAGGAAGGUGGGUAUUGAUUUUGGGAGUUUUGGUCCCAACCGUUUAGGAAAAAGGGGCCCAAAGGGUCCAAAAUUAAACUUAUGUUUGAUUUCAUCAAAAUUGAAUAAUUGGGGUUCUUUGAUAUGCCGAAUCUAACUGUGUAUGUAGAUUUUUAACUUUUGGUCCUGCUUUUAUAUUGAUCUACAUUAAGGUCCAAAGGGUCAAAAUUAAACUUAGUUUGAUUUUGACAAAAAAAUGAAUUGGUUGGGUUCUUUGAUAUGCUGAAUCUAAAAAUGUACUUAGAUUCUUGAUUAUUGGCCCAGUUUUCAAGUUGGUCCAAAUCGGGGUCCAAUUAAACUUUGUUUGAUUUCAUCAAAAAUUGAAUAAAUGGGGUUCUUUGAUAUGCCAAAUGUAACUGUGUAUGCAGAUUCUUCAUUUUUGGUCCUGUUUUCAAAUUGGUCUACAUUAAAGUCCAAAGGGGCCAAAAUUAAACUUAGUUUGAUUUUAACAAAAAUUGAAAUCUUGGGGUUCUUUGAUAUGCUGAAUCCAAACAUGUACUUAGAUUUUUGAUUAUGGGCCCAGUUUUCAAGUUGGUCCAAAUCAGGAUCUAAAAUUAUUAUAUUAAGUAUUGUGCAAUAGCAAGUCUUUUCAAUCGCAAAGUAUUGCACAAUGGCAAGAAAUAUCUAAUUGCACAAUAUUGUGAAAUAGCAAAUUUUUUUUUCAAUUAGAGUUAUCUUUCUUUGUCCAGAAUAGUAAGCAAGAAAUAUCUAAUUGCACAAUAUUGUGCAAUAGCAAGAUUUUUUUUAAUUGGAGUUAUCUUUCUUUGUCCAGAAUCAACUUAAAUCUUUGUUAUAUACAAUAUACAAUGUAUGUUCACUUUUUACUACCAACUGAUAAAUUAAAAUAAUCUUUACCAUUCAGUGAUAACAAGCAUUUUUUUUACAUUGUAAUAUUUUAUGAUGUAUUUAAAUGAGUAGUUAUUGUUGCAAACUCCAUUAGAAAUUUUAAUUGAGAUUAGUUUUGGAAUAAGGGAAAGGGGGAUGUGAUUAAAAAAAUUGGGUCCAAUUUCUCUCAUUUGAAAUUUCAUAAAUAAAAAGAAAAUUUCUUCAAACAUUUUUUUGAGAGGAUUAAUAUUCAACAGCAUAGUGAAUUGCUCUAAGAGAAAACAAAAAUUUUAAGUUCAUUAGAACACAUUCAUUCUGUGUCAGAAACCUAUGCUGUGUCAACUAUUUAAUCACAAUCCAAAUUUAAAGCUGAAUCCAGCUUGAAUGUUGUGUCCAUACUUGCCCCAACCGUUCAGGGUUCAACCUCUGCGGUCGUAUAAAGCUACGCCCUGCAGAGCAUCUGGUUUUGUUUGUGAUCAUGCAAACAACAUGAAACUUACUGACUAAAGUCUGUUACUGACUUAUUGUAAGUUUUGUAUUUUUUUUGAGUAACCUAGUUAAACAAGAAAAAUUCUAUAAAUCAGUUUCAAUAACUUUGGACUAAGAGGGACACUCUCCUCAUUCAUACAGCUUGAGUAUCUCAGAAUGUAAAAGUAAGUUCAAUCCCAUGUAAUUUGCAUGUAUACAAAUGGUAUCUUAUGAAUAUUCAUGAUUUCACAGUAUCACUAAUUUUCUUCCAUAAUGAAUUGUUUAAUGAAUUGUUUUGAUUUAUAUGUAGGAAGCUUUUAAUGCUAGGUACAUGUAUUUAUAAAACAGGUAUUGCAAUGUUUUUUUCCAUUCAGUGGCAGUUCUUUUGAAGAAGAGCUUUGUCUUUUUACUGAUGAUUUUGGUUUACAUAAGCUAAUCCAUUUUUUUUCUGAAAUUUUGAAGAACUGAUUAAUAUUUUUUCAAUUUUAAUAUUUUUAUAGACAUAGAAAUGACAUAA